Molecule: messenger RNA, 1540 nt
Organism: Malania oleifera
Lineage: Eukaryota; Viridiplantae; Streptophyta; Magnoliopsida; Santalales; Ximeniaceae
Product: peroxidase A2-like
Exons: 4
Coding region: 36-1022 (328 amino acids)
Biological process (GO): response to oxidative stress; hydrogen peroxide catabolic process
Molecular function (GO): heme binding; peroxidase activity
Source: RefSeq, a predicted model, not a curated record
CCCAGAGAAAGAAAAGAAGAACACAUACAUUAACAAUGUGGUCUGUGUUUCAGUACUACUCGGCGGCGGCGAUCUUGGUGGCAUUGACGACGGCGUUUGGGGGAUCCAAUGCGCAGCUCAGCGCCACUUUUUACGACGGGACGUGCCCUAACGCGACGACUGUUGUGCGCGACGUCGUGCAACGGGCGCAGCGGAGCGACGUCCGCAUAGGCGCCAAACUCAUCCGCCUUCACUUCCACGACUGCUUUGUCAACGGUUGUGACGGGUCGCUUUUGCUAGACGAUGGAAACGGCAUAGAGAGCGAGAAAGGUGCAGUUCCAAAUCAAGCAGCAGAUGGAUUUGAUGUGGUUAACGACAUCAAAUCAGCAUUAGAGAGUGUUUGUCCCGGCAUCGUCUCUUGUGCUGAUAUUCUAGCCAUUGCUUCUCAAGUUUCAGUCUCUUUGGCUCAAGGUCCAUCAUGGGAAGUUCAACUAGGUAGAAGAGACAGCAGAACCGCGAACCGAGCAGGAGCCGACAAUGACAUUCCCGGUCCUUUCGAAAGCCUCAGCAGUGUCGUUGCCAAGUUUUCUGCCGUCGGACUCGAUUCCACCGACCUAGUUGCUUUAUCUGGUGCUCAUACAUUUGGGAGGGCUCGGUGCGUGGCCUUUAGCCGCAGGCUCUACAACUUCAACAACAGCACGAACCCUGACCCCUCGCUGGACCCCACCUACUUGCAGACACUCCGCCAGACGUGCCCCCAAGGCGGCGAUGGCAGCGCCCUCGCCAAUCUUGAUCCUUCCACUCCGAACACCUUCGACAACAACUACUUUACCAACCUCCAGAACAACCGCGGCCUCCUCCAGACUGAUCAGGAGCUCUUCUCCGCCGGCACCGCCGCCACCACUGCCGCCGUCAACCGGUUCGCGGCCAGCGAGAGCGAGUUCUUCGACAGCUUCGGUCGGUCCAUGAUAAAUAUGGGGAACAUAAGUCCCUUGACGGGGAACAAUGGAGAGAUUAGGUCUGAUUGCAAAAGGGUUAAUUAGAAAAAUAUUAAUUAAUUAAUUCACAAAUGCAGGUGAAAGAUUUUAAUUGGGUAUUAAUUGGAAAAAAAAAAAUUAGGUCUUCUGAAAAUGCCAACGUGGUCCUCCCAUCAAAUCAUUUCUUCCAAUGAAAAAUACGCGAAAUAGUGAAUAGGAUCCACUAUUUUAUGUAUUUUCAUUUGACGAAAGGGUCUGAAAAAAGGAUCAUGUUAGUCUUUCCGAACGAUCAAAUUUUCUCUCAUAUCAAUUAGGUUGUAUGAAUUUGAAAUAGUGUAUCUCUCAUGAUGUUUUGACUAGGCAUAGGUUUCAUAUUUUUGUAUCUAGUUUAAGUAACAUCAAAAUUGUAUUUGUCCAAGCUGAAGUCUUAUAAAUUUAGUUAGUAAUGAAAGUUGAAUGUUGUUGCAAUUAUAUAUGAAUGGCAAUGUUUUUAUUAAUAGUUAUCUCAUGUACUAAGAAACUAUUUAGGAAUUAUUGUACUGUUUUUUCAAUAAUCAAUAAAUGAUUCUCGUGGCAUCCUUUCU